CGCCGACCACCUGGACGAAGCAGUGACCCACACUCUCUUCCGUACCUCCCCAUUAGAGCUCGUACCACGCCUUUUCAGAUGUUCUGUAUCAACCAGCCGGGCUCCCCCAGAAACCUUAUCAGUCAGUUCUGGGUCUUGGUCCAGUACCAGGAGCAGAUGGGAUCGGGUGCUUGGGCCCUGGUUAUGAUAAAAGAGGUGAAGACCUGGGUACUCUGGACCCAGGUGCACUGGGAAUUCGUUCCCGAAUGCCGCUGUUUAUUCCCUGCAGGCUGUGUGGGAAUUGACUUGCUCUCUGUGUAUCAGUUUCUCUCGUCUGUAAAGUGGAGCUUAGGGGCAGCUUUCCUCCGUGAGGUGGUGAGGGAUCCUGCUCUCUCCCAGGCCACUGUGGACAUGUGCAAGGGGCCCACCCCUGGGUCCAGAUGACACUCAUGUCGAUGGCUUCAGUGAUGGCGGUGACUGAACCAAAAUGGGUCUCAGUCUGGGGCCGCUUCCUGUGGGUGAUACUGCUGAGCAUGGUGCUGGGCUCCCUGAUGGCCCUGCUGCUGCCGCUGGGGGCCAUGGAGGAGCAGUGUCUGGCUGUGCUCAAAGGCUUCUACCUGCUCAGGAGCAAGUUGGACAGGGCCCAGCCUGCUGUCACCAAGUGCACCAGCCCAUCCACGGAGCUCAGUGUCACCUCCAGGGAUGCAGCACCGCUGGUGGUCAAGACCAAGGCCUCUCCAGCCAGCAAGUUAGAAGCCAAAGCAGCUUUGAACCAAGCCCUGGAAAUGAAACGCCAGGGCAAGCGGGAGAAAGCCCACAAGCUCUUCCUGCACGCCCUCAACAUGGACCCGGGCUUCGUGGACGCGCUCAAUGAGUUCGGCAUCUUCUCAGAAGAGGACAGGGACAUCAUCCAGGCUGACUACCUGUACACCAGAGCACUGACCAUCGCGCCCCACCACAAGAAGGCGCUGGUCAACCGCGACCGCACGCUGCCGCUGGUGGAGGAGAUUGACCAGCGGUACUUCAGCAUCAUCGACAGCAAAGUGAAGAAGGUCAUGUCCAUCCCCAAGGGCAACUCGGCACUGCGCCGGGUCAUGGAGGAGACGUACUACCACCACAUCUACCACACAGUGGCCAUCGAAGGCAACACUCUCACCCUCUCAGAGAUCAGGCACAUCCUGGAGACCCGCUACGCCGUGCCGGGGAAGAGCCUGGAGGAGCAGAAUGAGGUCAUCGGCAUGCACGCGGCCAUGAAGUACGUCAACACGACGCUGCUCUCCCGCAUCGGCUCUGUCAGCAUCAGCGACGUGCUGGAGAUCCACCGGCGGGUGCUGGGGUACGUGGAUCCCGUGGAAGCUGGCCGCUUUCGCACGACCCAGGUCCUGGUGGGCCACCACGUCCCGCCCCACCCUCAGGAGGUGGAGAAGCAGAUGCAGGAGUUCAUACAGUGGCUCAACUCGGAGGACGCCAUGAACCUGCACCCGGUGGAGUUUGCGGCCCUGGCCCACUAUAAACUCGUCUACAUCCACCCCUUCAUCGACGGCAACGGCAGGACCUCGCGCCUGCUCAUGAACCUCAUCCUCAUGCAGGCAGGCUACCCGCCCAUCACCAUACGCAAGGAGCAGAGGUCCGAGUACUACCACGUGCUGGAGGUGGCCAACGAAGGCGACGUGAGGCCGUUCAUCCGCUUCAUUGCCAAGUGCACGGAGACAACCCUGGACACCCUGCUCUUUGCCACCACAGAGUACCCUGUGGCACUGCCAGAGGCCAGACCCAACCACUCUAGGUUCAAGGAGACGCUGCCUGUGAAGCCCUAACGCUCUAAAUCCUCCCUUGGUGGCAAAGGAUGUCCCGGGGGGAAUAAAUCCAAGAAACUCAGCGAUUCUAGAAACCUAGUCAUCUCCCAGAGUAAAAGGAGAUGGGUAAGAAACUUAAAAUUCUUUAUCUCCAAAUGCUUCUUUAAAGAAGGAAACUAAGUUAUUAAGCCUUGUCCCUAAGAUAACUUAUAAUUGAGCCCAGUUAUUUAUUUCCCUCAGAGCUGGUUAAACGUGUGCUGUCUGUGCUGGUGGCCCCGAUCCUUGGGGUGGCCCCAGCAGGCUUUGGGGGCAUCAGUGCUCCUUGUGUGACCAGAAUACAGGUUCUGGAGCAGAAUCUGCACUGCACUGAGGUGGGGGAGCUGUGGGAUGAGGUCCGGAGGAGUAACCCCUUGCAGCCCUUUCUGGAACCGGCCGCGAGGGUCUGUGAGUACCUGAGAGAAGUCCGCACGGCUGAGGAGAACCCGGUCGCAGUUGUGAGAAGUGACUGAAAGCUUCCUUUCGUACAGGCAUUGGCUCCCCUACCAAGAGGUUAGUGUUGUGACUAAUCCUUACCGGUAGAGCAAAUUUCUGAGAUAUGAAAUGAACGUUUACAGUAUCUAGUUAGAUACCUCGCUUAUUUCAAGGAAGGUUCUUUGAGCCAUAGUUUGCAAACUCCAGUACCAGAGGCUGUUAUUUUGCCACGUGGGCCGUUUCUCUAAUUAAGAACAGGGGCGUGGCUAUCCUGGGUGCUUUGUAUUGAUGUUUCUCACAUUUGCAGCAAUUCAGACCAGAUGUUUCUUCUUCUGGGUUUGUCACCUAACAAUUAAAUCCUGCUGCAAAUCUGAAGACAGUCAGUCCCCAACAAGCAUCUGUGAGGAGUCAGAGCGCCAGUUCACAGGAGCCGAGAAGCACUUUUGACCACAGCCAGGAUGCGUCCCUUUAAUCCACUCACCUGCCCCACAGCCACUGUCCCCUCGGAAGCAGAGCAGAUUGCCUUGGAGUGGCCUUAUGUUCCUGGCAACUUGUUAGAAGAUAAAAUGUUACAUGUAACUAAAGCCAAGUUUCCAAGUUGGCUGCUGCUGUUUAGUCUGAAUUUCUGAAAGAUUAGUAAAGUGAAAAGAUGUAUGAACUGGCCCCAAGUAAUAGUUAUUCAAACCUUGAUAAAAAGUGUAUUUGUAUGCUGCCAUUAGGUAUUUCUUAAACCUUAACUCUUCUAGUCGUCUUGCUCUUUAUAAGCACACCAAGGAAGCCUGACAGAAGUGCUUGCUUUGUACCAGAGGGAGAAAUUUGCACUUUAGCUAUGUGAAGGGUAUUAUUUUAACAAAUUACUAAUAAAGUAUUUUGUUACAUAAA
This is a messenger RNA of Delphinapterus leucas (beluga whale), 3128 nucleotides long. The record is from RefSeq and is a predicted model, not a curated record. Lineage: Eukaryota; Metazoa; Chordata; Mammalia; Artiodactyla; Monodontidae.